AUGGAUGUUGACUCGGAACCACUCAGUUCACAAGACAACGUCGAAGAUCCCAUGAUGACUAGUGUGGAAGAAAAUGUUAACUGCACUUGUGAUUGUGGUGGCAGCAGUAGUAAGUGUGUGUCUGUGACGGCUGAUGAUAUUAUAAACCAGACCUUUGAAACAUCAGAUGCAGCUUAUAACUUGUAUGUACGUUAUGCGAGGUGUCUCGGGUUUGGAGUUUACAAGGGUGAUACAGCACGUGGAAAAGAUGGAACACAGCGCAGAAGGAGGUUUUUUUGCAGCAAGGAAGGAAAGAGAGCCGAGAAAUACAUAUCUAGUUUGAGUAGGAAGCGGGAGCAUAGAGCGCUGACUCGCACUGGUUGUGAAGCCAUGCUUGCGGUGUAUCUUGACACUAAAACUUCGACUUGGAGGGUUAAAAAAUUAUUCGAGAAGCACAACCACGAUCUUGUCCCACAAUGCUUGGUACACCUAAUUCCAAACCACCGAGGGUUGACUGAGCCACAAAAAGCUCAGGCGAAUACCAUGCAUGAUCAUGGUCUUCCAACCUCUAAAAUAAUAGGACUAAUGGUAGGCCAAGCCGGUGGUUAUGCCAAUGUCGGGUUCACAAAGAAGGACCUAGAUAAUCACUUUCAAAGAGCUCGUCAUGCAAUGCUCAUUGGUGGGGAUUCCAAUGCGACGACUAGCUAUCUACUUGGGAAAGCAGAUGUCGACCCGAUGGCCAUGACAAGGUACAGUGCUACUGAUGAAGGUCGGCUGGCAAAUUUAUUUUGGGCAGAUGGCAUUUGUAGGUCCGAUUAUCAGUGCUUUGGAGAUGUGCUUGCAUUCGAUACAACCUACCGGAAGAAUAAGUACAGAAGGCCCUUGGUAAUCUUCUCAGGUUGUAACCAUCACCGCCAAACAUGUAUAUUUGGUUUUGCCUUGGUAAAGGACGAACGGACUGCAACAUAUACGUGGUUGUUGCAAAACUUUCUAGAAGUCAUGCUGAACAAGUCUCCUAGUGUUGUGGUCACAGACGGUGACGAAGCAAUGAAGGCAACAAUUUGA
Arachis duranensis is the source of this 1044-nucleotide messenger RNA. Its product is annotated as protein FAR1-RELATED SEQUENCE 5-like. The transcript has a single exon. The record is from RefSeq and is a predicted model, not a curated record. NCBI's taxonomy places the organism in Eukaryota, Viridiplantae, Streptophyta, Magnoliopsida, Fabales, Fabaceae. The coding region runs from base 1 to 1044 and encodes 347 amino acids.